AUGGGGGAGGAAGAGGAACUUCCAAUUUAUGUUGAGGAUGUGCAGCAAAAAGAGGAUAAAAAUCGGAUCUGCAGCAACAAUGGCUGUUUUUCUAAACCAGUUAAUUGGCUCAGGAUGCUGGCCAGGGAAACCCAUUGGAGUUUCGUAUUGGGAGUGGUGGUAGUUUAUGGGAUUAGCCAAGGAUUUGGUGGAGCAUUUGCCCGUCUUGGAACAGAGUAUUACAUGAAGGAUGUGCAGAAAGUUCAACCUUCUGAAUCUCAGUUUUACUUGGGAAUCAUCAAUAUUCCUUGGAUUGUGAAGCCUCUUUGGGGUCUGCUCACGGAUGUUGUUCCCAUCUUGGGGUAUCGUCGGAGACCUUAUUUCGUUUUUGCUGGUUGUAUUGGAAUUAUUUCGAUGCUCAGCUUGUCAUUGCACAAGCAACUGCAUAUUGCGCUUGCACUGCUGUUGUUGACUGCAGGAAGUGCUGGAGUUGCAAUAGCAGAUGUAACUGUUGAUGCCUGUGUGGCGCAGAAUAGUGGCAUCAUUCCUUCUCUUGCAGCUGAUAUGCAAAGCUUAUGCGCUUUAAGUUCUUCAAUUGGUUCACUUAUUGGUUUCUCUUUAAGCGGGGUCUUCGUUUACUUACUUGGCCCUAAAGGUGUUUUAGGGUUGUUGUGCAUACCAUCUGGGCUUGUGUUGUUAGUUGGCCUUUUGCUCAAGGAACCUCAAACUGCAAAUUGUGGUUACCAACAGGUUAGCCAGAAAUUUGUUGAUGCUGCUAAAGCUAUGUGGAAAACAUUACGAAGCCCAAGUGUGUGGAGACCUUGUUUAUAUAUGUAUUUAUCGCUGGCAGUAAGUCUAGAUAUCUAUGAAGGGUUGUUCUAUUGGGUCACUGAUCCGGUGGCAGGUCCAGCUUUUUCUAAGGAAAGUAUGGGUUUUGUGAUGGCAGUUGGUUCUGUUGGCUCUUUAUUUGGGGCUGCUCUAUAUCAGUAUGGGUUAAAAGAUCAUCCCUUCCGAGACCUACUUUUUUGGACUCAGCUGCUCUUUGGUCUAUCUGGAAUGCUGGAUUUGGUGCUGGUGCUGCGCCUGAACUUACAACUCGGAAUCCCUGACUAUUUCUUCGUGGUAAUUGAUGCCAGCGUUUCUCAAAUGAUCGGGCGCCUCAAGUGGAUGCCACUUCUUGUUCUAAGCUCCAAACUUUGUCCUCCUGGAAUCGAAGGAACCUUUUUUGCAUUACUGAUGUCCAUCGAUAAUGCUGGAAUCAUGUCAUCAUCAUGGGGAGGAAGCCUCUUACUUCAUGCCCUCAAAGUCACAAGGACGCAAUUCGACAAUCUCUGGCUCGCCAUUUUGAUCCGAACCCUCAUGCGAUUGACCCCACUGUCUUUAUUAUUUCUAGUGCCGAGAGCUGAUCCCAACUCUUCCAUUCUUCCUGAUGAUAUCAGAUCCUUACAAGAGGACUCUCAAACACCAGAAGCCAAUGAAAAUAUUGAACUUGUUGGCCUUGUCAAAAGAGUGGAUAGUAGUUAG
Molecule: messenger RNA, 1503 nt
Organism: Oldenlandia corymbosa var. corymbosa
Lineage: Eukaryota; Viridiplantae; Streptophyta; Magnoliopsida; Gentianales; Rubiaceae
Source: the annotation of a GenBank genome assembly